AAUAGCAGGCACACCACCAGAAUAAACCCCUAACUUUCUAAUGUCGGGGCCCGAGAACCAUUCUAACGUAGAUCAGCUGAUUACUAGUGGUUGUUUACGUGUUGCCCUCAACCUCCACCGUCAGCUCGCAUGCCCGAGGGCGUUCAAUAGUUCGGCAUUGCACCUCAGUAUGCUGGUGAAUGUGUAAAUUGAAUCGUUGAUUCUCAAGAAUACUAGCUUUACCUGAUAAAAAUUACGACUGUCGAUUUUCGCUGAAUGGUUCAGUGGCUCAAGGAUGUACAUCCGGAGAGGAUAUACCAGAAAUAGGGUCCAGAACAUUCAGAAGCUCAUUUGGUGAUAAGUAGACGUGAUUUGACAUUUGCCAAGUCUUGAGUCGUCCCGAAAAAAAUCUCUUCAGAGAUCUUAAAUUAUUACCUGAUCACCAAUAGAAGCAGAAUAUUACUGAUUAAUUGAUUCAUAAAUUGGCCAUGUCAUGGCAAUAUAAGUUUCAUUCUAAUGGAGGUGGUCUAGUCUGCCUUUCAACUCCAGUAGAAACACCACAGUAUCUGGUUAUUCAGGAGCGACAGAGGCCGACUUGGCUGAGAUUGAUAGAGAUAUUUUUCUCGAGGAAAAUGCUCACUGCUGCUACACAGUAUGGUAUCGCUGCUGGAGUCAUGUUCCACUAUCACGCACGACUGGAAUUUCAUUUACUACUUCUUGCGGCGUGUAUAAAUCACGUCUAACCAGUAGCCAAUGAUCACAUCGCAAGAUAAGAGUGUUUGUCGUGUUUAUUUAGUUUUUAUUGAUUAUUAAAAGAAAAACAACGGAGAAAUGUUGUUUAGGACGUUGUGUAUUUUGAAGGAAAGACGGACAGUAAUUAAUGGAUUCCUUAAAACGACUUCUGGUCGUUCCAUCAGGAGUUACAGACAAUUGUCACCACAGAUUAGGGUGCUGGUAGGAGGUAUUGAGAAUAGUAAAGUGGAAAAAUGCAAAUUUCAUACGACGCAACGCCGGGAUAUACCACCGGGUUUUGCGUUACUGAUUCGUCCACUUACUAGAGUUGGGGCCUUUUUGUUUGGGAAAUAUGUCAAGCGAUGGUGGGCCAGGAAGUCUCCGGAGGAGAAGGAAAUGUAUAAAAAAUGGUUCAGCGCGAGGAGGCAAAAAAUAUAUGGAGCCUUGGGUGCCGUUCUAGCAGGUCUUCUCCUCUUUUGCCUGACCCACAUGGAGAGAGAUCCGUUGACCGGUAGAUAUCGUUUCAUAAUUCUCACAAAAGAACAGCAAAAAGUCCUUGGAAAAGUUACUUUCGACGUUCAUCUAGAGAUGCAUCAAGAUUCUAUAGUCCGUUCUGAUCAUCCAGCAUACGUCAGACUCGUGAGAAUCACAGAUCGUCUGAUCAAAGCCAAUCAGGAUUUGCCACAAGUGACAGACAGACAUUGGACAUUGUCGGUGGUGGAUUCAGAUGCUAAGAAUGCUUAUGUAUUACCAGGUGGUAAUAUUUUUGUAUUUCUGGGAGCUCUCAAGAUCACUGAGAACGACGAUCAACUGGCUAUAAUCUUGGCACAUGAAAUGGCCCAUGUGCUGUUACAACAUCCCAUUGAACAGGUGUCGAGGAACGCUUUAUUGGACAUUUUGUUGGCAGCUCCAAUAGCUAUUAUAUGGGCGACGUUUCCGGAUUUACUUGCAUUUCUGAUUCAAGCUUUGGGAGUGAAUCUCAUGAAUGUUCUCGUGACGUUGCCGUAUAGCAGAAAUGCAGAGACUGAGGCUGAUGAUCUCGGAGUUAAGUUGGCGGCAAAGUCCUGCUUCGAUGUCCGAGAGGCUAUUGUUUUUUGGAAAAUCAUGCAGAUGCUGACGGAUUUCAAAAUAGAACCGAAGGAUAUUCCUUGGUUAUCGACUCAUCCUAAUCAUGAGGAACGAGAAAAACAUUUGAGUGCUAAAAUGGAUGAGGCGUUGAUGAUAAGAACGGAAUCUGGAUGUCCAAAAUUGAGUCGAUAUGAUCCCAUUGAAUCUUUCAACUCUCGAUCAGCAAAGCAGCACGCGGCUUUCUUGAAAGCCAGGGGAAUCUUAUACUACAAUUUUGUUUUCAUUCUUGUUUGUUUGAUUUUCAUGCGAGUCGUGAUAGUGGGGACUAUAUUCCAUAUAAUCUGCGGUAUUUUGACGUCCUCAGAGUUCAAUUUGAGCCAGUUCCACUGCAUUCCACGACGAUUCUUGAUACAUGACGAAUCCCAUUUGUGUUCAGUGGUUAAUAUUAAUAUGAUUUUGAUAAUAAUUUUAUUUAUAUUCCGUGGAAGUGCAAUUUUGGCGUAUAAUAUUCAUGAGAAACCGUCAUUGAUGUUGCAAGACUCAACAAUUUCUCACUUUGGAUACAGUAUUAUUCUACAUGCUCAACAAAAUCCACGUAAAUCAUGGCUGAUUGUCGGGGCGCCAAAGUCAAAAUUGGCGUCAGUAGAAGAACCGGGUCUAGUCUACAGAUACGACUUACAAUUAGAAAAAUCUCUACCUGUACGCGUCCAGCCUAAAGAACUCGGUGAGGAAAGAGGUUUCAUCAGAUCACUCAAACAUGAGAUAAUCAUUAGAAAGAAUUAUAGCUGGUUUGGUGCAUCCAUGGCUAUAGACCCUAAUGCUAAUAUUUUGACAGUCUGCGCUCCGAGGACCAUGAUAACUUUUUACAGCCUCGUCAUGAAUGUUGGCAGUAUGCAUGGCAUUUGUUACAGUGGCAAGAUAACUGCAGAUGAACUUGAAUUCGAGGAUAAAGAUCUUGACGCACACGAUUUUUCAACUGACUUUUGGUAUCAUCCCCUGCAUGGAUUCUCAGUACACUAUCCAAGCCCUACGUCAAAUAGAACUAAUAAUAUGAUUAGUGGAACACCGAAGGAGGAGUUAAUCGGCAGUAUCUUUAUAAAAGGUCAAAGCCGGCCAGUCUAUCUGCCGACAGAUGAUGAUCGUGCUAUGUUCGGAUACGCUGUUUCCUCGGGAUAUUUCUCUGGUAGGGAAAAAUUAUUAUACGCUGGAGGUGCCCCCGGUUGGCACUUAAUUGGACGAGUUGGUAUCAUUGAUCCGGUCACAGAUCCACCGACUGUGAUUGCACAGAUCGAUGGGACAAUGAUUGGAGAAUACUUCGGGGCGAGUUUAGCAGCUUGUGAUCUCAACAAUGAUGGAUUUGAUGAGAUUAUCGUCGGGGCGCCACACUGGGGGGUGGACUAUGGGAGAGUUUAUAUUUAUCUUGGAAAUUCACGGUUGAGGUUCGAGAAGGCGGAUGUUAUUCUGAAUGGGUAUAAGGAACAGGGCCGAUUUGGAUAUUCACUGGCAUGUGGAGACCUCGAUAGAGAUGGUUUCGAUGAUUUAAUUGUGAGUGCUCCUUGGGAGGGCAACGGUGUUGUGUACAUUUACAAUGGUGACUCUACAUUACAAUCGAAAUUCGAAAUGAAUUCCCAAAAUAUUACAGUCACUUCACCCGUCACAACUUUCGGAUUUUCUCUAGCAAAACCUGUGGAUAUUGAUUUUAACGGGUUUCCCGAUUUGGCAAUUGGGGCCUACAAGUCCAACUAUGCUAUGGUGUUAAAUAGUCGGCCUGUUGUAAAAUCUAAUUUUCGAGCGGUAACAAUUCCUUUUUCUUUGGAUAGAAAUUCAACGUCUUUCGUUAUUCAAGUUUGUGCUAAUCACACCAAGUUGGGAUCACCCAGUCAUGAAAGUUUCGAUUUAAUUGUCCAUAUCGAUGGAAGCUUCAAACGUGUCAACAAAUCUCGAAUAUAUUUGUCGUAUCUUUCCUGGUCUGGCGACACAGAAGAAACCGUAUGCCUCAAUGAGACUGUUCCUUUAGCGGAAACAAUUACGAACUAUAUUGACCCAAUUCCUAUAAUGGUGAAGCAUAUUUAUGGACUCUGGAGAAUCUCAGACGAGGCUGGGAUUGUUGAGUGCACCCUCUGCCCCAUAGAAUACGAUGGAUCCUCGGAAUCUCAGGAAAUAAAAAUUCCUUUCAACAUUGGCUGUGGGGACGAUGAAAUCUGUACUUCGUUAUUAUCUAUUUCUAGUUCAUUUUACUACACGAGCAAUGGGACAGCUCUUGAAAAUAAUACUUGGAUCAUUGGUUCCAAGGAUAUAAUUUUGCAAAUUAAUAUAUCAAAUGCUGAAGAACCCGCCUAUUCAACGGCAUUGACCUUAACACUACCAAGAAAUGUUUAUUUGCGGAGUGUACUGGACACUUGCAAAGAGAACGAGGAGAGUGGAAUUAGCGAAAUUAUUUGUGAAUUAGAGAAACCGUUACUCACUGGACAUCACAAUACGUUAAUUUUCGAUUUAAACAUGGGCAAAAUAAACAAUGGCUCCCACGACAAUACCAAUUUGACUUUCACAGCAACAGUCACAACCCGGAGUCGUCAGCAAGGUGAUUCAUCUGUUGAGUUCCGUCUCCACCUCCAAGCCAAUGCGUCAGUUACUCUGGAAGGACGUGCAAAUGAGCGGAGCUAUGACAUUCUGUCAGCUGAGGAUAGCACUCAAAAUAUUUCAUUCGAGCAUUUGUAUCAAAUUUCGAAAUUUGGACUCACGCCAGUCUCGACCACCAGGUUGACAGUCAAAGUCCCCUACCGAGUUGGAAACAUGGACUUUCUAGCUUUGACCAAUAAGCCGAUGGUGAUGAUGAUAGGAAGACUUUCUGAAUGUUCCAUUCAAGACAUUCCUGUUGCUCUAAACGCAAAUAGUAAUCAUUCGCGUUUAAAAAGGACCACAAACCCCACUUCUCAGUUAUUGCAGUUCUCCGGAAGCGGUAUUUUCUCUCAUAAUUUCGGAAGAUUCUCUGCCUCGACCACAUCCGGGCCUAAUUUAACUAGCGUGAAUUGCUCUUCUACGGCCGUUCAGUGCGGCUCUAUCAUCUGCGAUGUCGGUGUCCUAAACACUGAUCGCGAUAGUGCUAGUUUGAGAUUACAAUUUUCCAUCAACUUCCCACGGUUGAUGGAAAAUUAUGAAUUCGAUGAUAACGGUCGAAUAAUAGACGUUAUCACAGAGGCGUGGGUGGAUUUUCCGGAGCCUGUCAAUUGGACGGUUCCUGGGACAGGAAAUGUCACAAAAGUUACGACAACAUUUAUAAAAAUCGCUCCACCUAGUCGACUAACUGUGUGGAUUAUAGCUGGAUGUAUUCUGCUAGGACUCUUGGCAUUAUUCCUAAUUGCAAUUGGCUUGAGACUGAUGGGUUUCUUCAAAAGGGAACAGAAAGAAAGGAUGGAGGAAAUGAAGGAUAGCGAUGGUCACAAAGACACCAGACGCCUUUCAAACUCCAAUUUCUGAGAAGCCCCUGUUGUCGUGAUAAAUUAAGUGAUAACUAGUAUUUAUGGAAAGUUAAUUUAUUUCAAUUUAUUGCAUCAUCUUAUCAUUUUGUUCUUUUGUUUUGUAAGAUACAGUUUCACCAGUUUGCAACCAAUUGGUAUGCCCGACAGUAUAGUGUAGUCAAAUAGACACUCUGUGUUUGUUAUCUUAUCUCCAAAAGUUUUAUGUACAUUUUAAUAAAAAAAAAGAAGAGAAAAAAUAGUUGAUGAACAAGGACAUACAAACUAAAA
Messenger RNA from Diachasmimorpha longicaudata, 5525 nucleotides. RefSeq names its product integrin alpha-4-like. NCBI's taxonomy places the organism in Eukaryota, Metazoa, Arthropoda, Insecta, Hymenoptera, Braconidae. Gene Ontology annotation, biological process: integrin-mediated signaling pathway; proteolysis; cell adhesion mediated by integrin. Bases 811 to 5256 code for a protein of 1481 amino acids. The transcript is spliced from 21 exons. The record is from RefSeq and is a predicted model, not a curated record. Gene Ontology annotation, cellular component: external side of plasma membrane; integrin complex. Gene Ontology annotation, molecular function: metalloendopeptidase activity; integrin binding.